This is a messenger RNA of Histoplasma capsulatum G186AR, 321 nucleotides long. RefSeq lists its product as uncharacterized. The record is from RefSeq and is a predicted model, not a curated record. The transcript is spliced from 2 exons. NCBI's taxonomy places the organism in Eukaryota, Fungi, Ascomycota, Eurotiomycetes, Onygenales, Ajellomycetaceae. The coding region runs from base 1 to 321 and encodes 106 amino acids.
AUGCCCAACGCUGCAGGAAGUGCUCCCAAUCCUGUGAAUCAUUCUCGUAUUCUCCUUGGUUCGCUCGGGAAGUUCUGGGGAGAAUCAUCUGGCCCAAGCACUGGACACAAAGAGCUGAGCCUCAUCGCUGAAGGACUUUUUUUCUUUGAAGCGACUCCAGCUGAACAGGAUACGGGACAACGACAAGGGGGAUGGAUGUCUAUGAUGAACGGUUUCGACGAAAUUUUUGUUUUCCUCCUCCCUCCACCAAAGAAAUUCUAUGAAGUCUUCGCGAGUUCACAUUAUGAGAAGGCCACUACACCCAAACCAAUGCUCUUCUAA